This is a messenger RNA of Alosa sapidissima (American shad), 1371 nucleotides long. RefSeq names its product crystallin J1C-like. The record is from RefSeq and is a predicted model, not a curated record. NCBI's taxonomy places the organism in Eukaryota, Metazoa, Chordata, Actinopteri, Clupeiformes, Clupeidae. The transcript has 10 exons.
AAUGAAGUGAAAUUGCAGUCGGGAAGCAUUUUCAUAACAUUCCUUAACUCGCGGAAACGCACUCUGCUUUAACAGCUCGAAAUCUGUUGUGUCAGGCAUCAAACUGUCAUCUUAGGCACAGAUUUGAGGGGAUAGCCUUGGCCUAUCUUGGACUACACAAGAUGGCCUUGACUCUGACCGACAGAGUCAUUGGGGCAAUCAUAGGGUCCGCUGUUGCAGAUGCAGCAGCACAACCCCUACACUGGGUGUAUGACCAGCAGAAGCUCAGUAGCCUUUUGUCCCAAGAUAGUCCCCCAGAAUUCCGCCCGGAGUCUGCAAAUCCCUUCUACAGAAGGGCAACUGGCAAUCAAAGUUGCUAUGGAGAUCAAGCUUAUGUUCUCCUUGAAUCGUUGUCAGAGUGCAAAGGUUUGAACACUGAUGAUCUGAAGCAGCGCACAUACAAGUUCUUUGGGCCAGGAUCAGAGUAUGAUACCCCUGUCAAUGAUCCAUACAGAGAAAAAGGAGGUCCAAGACCACAGCUGCCCAUUGAAGGACCAUGGAGACAUGCAAGUAUUAAAGGUUUCAUUAAGAAUGUGGACGCUGGAAAAGAAAACACAGGUUGUGAGGAAGACAACCAGAUUGAUGGAAUUGCCAAGCUUGCUCCCAUUGUAGCUCUGUAUGCUGGGAAACCAGACAUGCUGGAAAAAGUAGAAGAUGCAGUCCGUGUUACCCAGAACAACGAUCUGUGUGUGGCCGAGACACUCGCAGCAGCCAGGUUCUUGGAGCAUUUCAUUUUGAAGGCUGCAGAUCCAGCUGCCUUUGAUUGUGUGAUAGCGCAACUUAAUGACCCCAAGCGUAAGAACUCCCAGGAACUGGAUAAAGCUGUAGCCGGACACCUCUAUCAAGUGAAAGAACAGCUUUCUAAGACACCUAAGGAACUGAUUCCCACUGUUUUCACAAAUGCCUGAGGUUUGCCUGGUGCAUUCCAAGCAGCUCUGCAUGGGGUUCUGACAGCCACAAGUUUUGAACAGGCUGUGAGAGAGACCAUGAGCUGUGGGGGUUGCACCUGUAGCAGGAGCUCCUUCAUUGGGGCUUGUAUUGGAGCUCAGGUUGGACCUGAAGGGAUCCCAAAUGCAUGGAAGACCAAGACACUGCAAUACAACUCCUUGAUUGAACAUGCAAAGAAGAUUGCUGAACUCCACCAGGCAUAAAUGUGCCAUUCUUCAUAUGUGUGGAUUUGACUGAGAUGCUAUUGUAAGGGAAUGUUACGGUUUUACAGUACACUUAAUGAAAGCUCCAGCUCAAACAUUUGAAAGGUUGGAACUUGAUGCCUUGUGUGAUGUUAAGUCAAGACAUGCCCAAAUAACUUUCAUUAAAUCAGUUUGGAUUAUU